Dermacentor andersoni is the source of this 3869-nucleotide messenger RNA. RefSeq names its product salivary peroxidase/catechol oxidase-like. Gene Ontology annotation, molecular function: peroxidase activity; heme binding. The record is from RefSeq and is a predicted model, not a curated record. Lineage: Eukaryota; Metazoa; Arthropoda; Arachnida; Ixodida; Ixodidae. Gene Ontology annotation, biological process: response to oxidative stress.
UCCAUCCGACUUUCGGAAGAGCCCGGCCUGCACCGACGGGAAAGCUUCGUCCUUCGCGGUGGGUUGCUGAGGCAAGGCGAGAUGUGAAGUUCGCGUCGACGAGCAGUGUGGUUGGUGCCCUUGGAGCAAAAAAACAUGGGCCAAGGUAACGUUGCGGCGCUCAGGGAACUGUGGAUCGUCUCGCUGUGUGCGCUGGCGAUGUCCGCGUCCUCGGUUCUGUGGAACGUGGAGAUACCGAGGCCUCCGCCGAGGAGUGACUUCGGCUCCUGCGAGGCCGUCGAUGGCCGCCGGCCGAAGAUGCACAGCGCCAUCUCGCCGGCAUCCGGCGAUCUAGUCAUCAACGUCACCCUGCUCCUGCCGGCGGUUCACCAGGGAGUGAGGGAGAGCGUCAAGUACCUGCAGAAGCACGGCUUCCAGAAGUCCAAGUACGAAAACGUCACGUGGCCCAGGCUGAGGCGACGCCCCGGGGCCAGAGAGUACGAGACCGCGGCCUACGCUUCCCAGUUCGCCACCGAAUACAUCGCUCGCAGGUUGAAACUGGCGCCAGACGACGUGCACGGUGCGGUCGCGUGCGUCGACGUCCGUGACACUGCGCUGGGCCGCCUCUGCCCCAAGGACCUGAUCGACGAGGACAUCGUGUGCCCGCGCAAGACCCUGCACUACCGCACUCCGGACGGCACCUGCAACAACUUCGACAGGCCGUCGUGGGGCGCCACUUUCUCGACACUCGUGAGACUCCUGCCCGCCAGGUACGCCGACGGGAUAUCCAGACCACGCGUCGCGACGAGCGGCUCUCCCCUGCCCAGCGGGCGGCUGGUCAGCCAGACGCUGACCUCCCUGGACCGACCGGGCGGCGGCUCGGACGACCCGCGGGCGACGCUCAUGCUGAUGCAGUGGGGCCAGCUGGUGGACCACGACGUGUCGCUGACCACGCUGUCCGUGUCACGCUCGGGCUUCCCGCCCAAGUGCUGCCGGCCCCUGAUGUCGCCGGAGGACGUGCACCCGGAGUGCAUGGCCAUCGCGGUGUCGUGGCGUGACAAGUUCUACCGCAAGUUCGACACCACAUGCAUGGAGUUCAGCCGGUCGGCGCCCGCUGCCAAGCCGGGCUGCAGGUUGGGUGCUCGUGACCACACUAAUCAGGUGACGGCGUUCAUCGACGCUUCCACAGUGUACGGUUCCACGGCCGAGGAAACAAACCAGCUGAGGUCUUUUCGGAAAGGAAUGCUUCGCACGCUGGACACAAAGUGGUCCAAGCCGCUGCUGCCUCCAGGUUCGGAGGCCGAGAUCCUCGAAUGCCAGGAGAGGGGUCGGAACUCCAAGUGCUUCAUGGCAGGUGACUCUCGAGUCAACGAGCAGCCGGGUCUGACGGCGCUCCACACCGUCUGGAUGCGCGAGCACAACCGUGUGGCACUCGAACUGUCGACUCUCAAUCCUGGCUGGAACGACGAGCGACUCUUUCAGGAGGCGCGGCGAGUGGUGGCCGCCGAAGUGCAGCACGUGACCCUGGCCGAGUUCCUGCCCGCCGUGCUGGGCGAGUCUGUGGCGCAGAUCUUCGGCCUCAAGCCGGCGCCGGGCCACUGGCGCGGCUACGAGCCCUCGCAGAACCCCGGCGUGUCGAACGUGUUCGCCGCGGCCGCCUUCCGGUUCGGACACAGCCUUGUUCCGCACGCCUUCCACCGCUACGACAAGCGGCACAGGCUCCUGCUCAACGACACCCCUCUCCACUCGGAGUUCUUCAACCCGACGCACUUGUUCCGACCGGGCGCCGUGGACCGCCUCGUGCUGGGUCUGGUCAACCAGGCGGCGCCGGGAAUGGACGAGCAGCUGAGUCCCGAGGUCACCAACCGGCUGUUCCAGCCGCAGGGCCAGGACUUCGGGCUCGACCUCAUGGCGCUCAACGUGCAGAGGGGCCGCGACCAUGGGCUGCCCCCGUACACCGCGUGGAGGAGCCACUGUGGACUGCAGCGGGUGCGCGGAUUUCAGGACCUCGAGCAGUUCAUGGGGCCCGCUGCGGCACAGGCGCUUUCGAAGCUCUACGCGUCAAUCGAGGACGUGGACCUGUUCCCGGCAGGGAUCGCGGAAAAGCCCGUGCUGGGUGGCGUGGUGGGUCCCACGUUCGCGUGCCUCAUCGCCGAGCAGUUCGUGCGCAUGCGCAGGGGCGACCGCUUCUGGUACGAGAACGGGGGCCUGGCCUCGUCCUUCACCACAGAUCAGCUGCGCGAGCUGCGGAAGGUCACGUUAGCGCGUGUGCUUUGUGACAACGUGGACGACAUCGAUACGAUCCAAGCCAGAGUCAUGGAACAGGUUGACCAGAGACGGAACAGGAGGCGCCCCUGUACAAGAAUCCCGGAGAUGAACUUCUCCUUCUGGAAGUACUAAUGCAUCCGCAUCAACUGUGAACACACCAAGGACUUUGAACGGCUCAAAUUUCUUGCACGUGGCGUAUUACGUAACGUCGACCGCGACCCUGGUUCCACGAUCGUCGACCUCUCCUUCUUGAUGCUGCUCAUACCGCACGAGGUCGCGACUCUCGACUGCGGCGGUCGCAUUCCGGCUGGAAGCGGCAUGCGGACACGCUCGGGAUCAGCGCCAGUCGACCGUUCGUUAAAAGGACACUGAAGAGAAAAACGAAUUCGAGCUGUAUUGGGAAAUGCAUUGGUCGAGCUGCAUUUGUUGCCCUUGCAAAACAAAUAAAGGUAACCUCUACCGUGAAGUGAGGCCUAAUAUGCCGGGAAAGACGCAAGGACAAAUCGAAUGCGGGUGGAGACGCCGUCAACACCAAGAUUUUUCGCGGAUCUGAUACAGUUGCAUGUUUAUCACUAAAUGUAUACCUUUUGUUCUGAGGAAACUUUAUACUCGGCCUAUAAGCAAGUUUCGAGGACUUUUUAAUGUGUUUACCUUUCGUGUCUGACCGUUCUCCUGGGGCAGAUCUCGAAGGUAGUGCAGUCUAACAGAGCGGUACUAUCACGCGGUGGCAAUGUACGGUACGGCACAACGCUGUAGUAAAGACAGCGCCCACGCGUUCUUCGCUCGGUGGUAGCGCUUCGAGACGCUGUCGCUUGGGCCGUUGCGCCUGUGUAUCGCAGCGUCCAUAGAGGCAUUCUCAGACGCUGUCUGAGCUGGUCCUUGAAGUUGUGCUCAAGAUACCGGUUGUCUCCGGCUUACAGGUAAUACCGCAGUCACACAUGCACUUCUGAUCACGAUCGGGCCCGUUCCGGAUCGGAUUUGUCGAUCGCUAUCAACAAUGGCCGCUGCUACAUUGUCCAACGAUCCGGAUCCAGCUAUCGUCGUCUGCUGAUUGUCUGCAGCUCUCAGAGCUACAUACUGCCUUGUCUACAAAUGCACAUUUGCAGAAUGUGGUUAAAUUUGAACAGUAUUUCACUGGUAUAGCUUACUAUUGUUGAUAAAAAUGUUUUCAAAAGUUAUUUAUAUUGAGCUGCCUGAUUCUUUCGAGUGUUUUCAGAAUAUUGCGCUUGAGGGCACAAACGUCAGUCUCCGAUCGCGCUCGUCGGGUCGCGAUCGCUAUCUGACAGUGACCAGUAUCUGACGCGCUUUCAAACCGUGUAGCAGCACACCAGUCUGGAUUGAGUUUAAUCCAGAUCGACCCCCGUUCGCGAUAAGAAGUGCACGAGUGACGCCGCUAUAAGGCAUGGUGCAUGUGCAUAAUUAGCGGAGCGCGUUCCAUAACGAGGGUGCCUCAAUACGCUCGGGACACGCUUCGCGAGGCGCAUUACCGACGACACACUUGUCCGUUCUCACUUAGCGAACGAAUACUAAACUCAUCGAAAGCAUUAUCACAUGCGCUCGUUUCUUCUCAAAUAUAGCGAUUGACAACGCAAGACCAGAAGUUGACCAGCUGAACUGUUUGG